AUGGGAAACUGUGUGAGCAGCAAUUGUUUAUGUGGAAAACCAACAAGAAUACUUAGCGAUGAGGAAGCUCUAGAGAUGAUGAAGAGAAGAAUUAUGGCUUACGAUGAGACUCCGAGAUCUUCGAAGGCGGCAACAACAACAGAGGUGAAGAUCAAGAUCACAAAAAAAGAACUAGAGAUGUUACUAGGUAAUUAUACGGUGGUGGAGGUGAAGGACGAGCUGCCCUCGGCACAUUUCUUUUCGCAGCCAAUCGUCGAAUUGCAGCCAAUCGACAUCGACGAUGCCUUCGAGAUGCAGCCACGAUCAUGGCGGCCUUCCCUGCAGAGUAUCCCUGAGAUGGAUUGA
Messenger RNA from Cucumis sativus (cucumber), 345 nucleotides. RefSeq lists its product as uncharacterized. The coding region runs from base 1 to 345 and encodes 114 amino acids. Lineage: Eukaryota; Viridiplantae; Streptophyta; Magnoliopsida; Cucurbitales; Cucurbitaceae. The transcript has a single exon. The record is from RefSeq and is a predicted model, not a curated record.